GCCCCGCCCGCCCCGCCGAGCCGAGCACAGGGCGGCGGCGGCGGCGGGAGCAGCCCGGGAGGAGGAGGAGGCGGCGGCGGCAGGGAUGGCGGCGGCGCGGUGGGCUCGGUGGAGAUGAGUGCCCGCGGCCCCAGGCCCAGGACGGCGUGGCCGGAGUGGGCGGGGGUCCCGAUGCAGGCCCGAGGGGGGCCAUGGGGCAGGUCCUGCCGGUCUUCGCCCACUGCAAAGAAGCUCCAUCCACAGCCUCCUCCACCCCUGACUCCACGGAAGGAGGGAACGACGACUCGGAUUUCCGGGAGCUGCACACAGCCCGGGAGUUCUCGGAGGACGAUGAGGAGGAGACCACGUCGCAGGACUGGGGCACCCCCCGGGAGCUGACCUUCUCCUACAUCGCCUUCGACGGCGCGGUGGGCCCCGGGGCGCGCCGGGACUCCGCUGCCCGCCGGCCCCGGCCCCAGGGCCGCUCCGUCUCAGAAACGAGAGACCCAGCCCCCCAGCCCGGCCUGGGCGACAGCCUGGAGAGCAUCCCCAGCCUGAGCCAGUCCCCGGAGCCCGUGCGCCGGGGAGACCCCGACGCGGGUCCCCAGGCCCAGCGCGCCCCGGAGGGCCUGGGGCUCCGGCUGGACCAGCUGGACUGGGAGGCCCGGGGCGCGGGGUCCGGGGAGGACUCCGCCACCAGCAGCUCCACGCCGCUGGAGGACGAGGAGCCCGACGGGUCCGAGGCCAGAGGGGCUGGGAAAGAACUGGACCUUCAGCUCGGAUUCGCUCAGUCCUCGCCGCCCGGAGCCUUGACUCCACAAUCCAGCCCUGGCUCUGGGACCCCCCAGGCGCGAACCCCGUCCCCACCUGGAUCUGGGGAUUCGAACUCGUGGCCUGCCGAGCCCUCGCUGGACGAGAAAGAGGAAGAGCCUAGGGGGCAGCUGGAUCGGGAGCCAAUCACGGGGCAGUGCCUUGUUAGCACGGACCAAUCAGAAUUCAUGCUGGAACCACACCCUCUAGUGGCGGACUUGCUGUACUGGAAGGACACGAAGACGUCCGGCGUGGUCUUCACGGGCCUCAUGGUCUCCCUGCUGUGCCUCCUGCACUUCAGCAUCGUGUCCGUGGCCGCCCACGUGGCCCUGCUGCUGCUCUGUGGCACCAUCUCUCUCAGGGUUUACCGCAAAGUGCUGCAGGCCGUGCACCGGGGCGACGGUGCCAACCCCUUCCAGGCCUAUCUGGACUUGGACCUGACCCUGACUCGGGAGCAGACGGAGCGUCUGUCCCAGCAGAUUGCCUCGCAGGCGGUCUCGGCGGCCACCCAGCUGCGGCAUUUCUUCCUGGUAGAAGACCUUGUGGACUCCCUCAAGCUGGCCCUGCUCUUCUACAUCCUGACCUUCGUGGGUGCCGUCUUCAAUGGUUUGACUCUCCUCAUUCUGGGAGUGAUUGGUUUGUUCACCGUCCCCCUGCUGUACCGACAGCACCAGGCCCAGAUUGACCAGUAUGUGGGGUUGGUGACCAAUCAGUUGAGCCACAUCAAAGCUAAGAUCCGAGCUAAGAUCCCAGGGACCGGAGCCCUCGCCUCCGCAGCAGCCUCAGUCUCCGGAUCCAAAGCCAAAGCCGAAUGAAAAAAGGGCGUCUCUGUCUGCGGGACGCCUGCCCCCCCCCCCCCCCCCCCCGCAGCCCUCCGUACCUCUCUUCCGUCUCCCUUCCAUCCCCACCCUCCUCCCUUCUCAGCCCCAGCCCUGUCCGGGCGGGUGUCUGCAGCACGCACACCAGGCGCUAAUUGCCUGAGCGGCUAGGACUACAUUUCCCAGGAGGCUCUGCUCUAAGAGCCCAGGAAAAGCGAGGCACCUUGGCCGAGGUCCUGCUGGUACUUGUAGUUGUCUAGCGAGGGCACCCGCCCUGCACUUACCCAGCCGACGCUGGGGGCGCCGGGAGGGGCUGGUGUCUUCUGGACGCUGCUGGGCCCAAGCCAGGGCUUUGCAUGGGACCCAGGGGAGGCCUGAGCUUGGAUUUACACUGGAAUAAAGACUUCUGUGG
Molecule: messenger RNA, 2019 nt
Organism: Pipistrellus kuhlii (Kuhl's pipistrelle)
Lineage: Eukaryota; Metazoa; Chordata; Mammalia; Chiroptera; Vespertilionidae
Gene: RTN2
Product: reticulon 2
Exons: 10
Coding region: 192-1604 (470 amino acids)
Source: RefSeq, a predicted model, not a curated record